AUGAGUAAAAGUCGAUUUAUCAGUCUAGCGCUGACAAGUGGAUUAAGUAGAUCAUGGUAUAUAUCUGUUGAUAAACCUAGUACGACUGUGACACAAUGUCUUCGAUAUUAUUAUUACUUAACGAACAGUCAGUCCGGUUUGAGCAUAACAGCACGGAUAGUAUCUGCUAAUGGAAAUACAACAAUUGAUCAAGUAACCUAUGUUCCGGUGAAUACAAAUGGUUGGAAUUACCAAUAUAAAACAUUUGAAUCCGUAGAUUUACAAGAUAAUAGACUUUAUUUCGAUCUUCAACGUCCAACUGGUACAGGAAUAUUGUAUAUAGCAUUAGAUGAAAUAUCCAUUGAAGAAGGACGUUGUACUGACGAUUUAUCCUCAUCAUCGACACAAUCUAAUACUGAUACGACGGAAUCUCCUGUAAUUUUUACAGGAACAACAAUCGAUGAGACAAUGACCACUGCAAUCCUUGCUACUGACGAGUAA
Messenger RNA from Didymodactylos carnosus, 480 nucleotides. Lineage: Eukaryota; Metazoa; Rotifera; Eurotatoria; Philodinida; Philodinidae. The record is from the annotation of a GenBank genome assembly.